Messenger RNA from Gallus gallus (chicken), 4064 nucleotides. It is a transcript of the gene OZFL2, whose product is annotated as zinc finger protein OZF-like. Bases 586 to 2004 code for a protein of 472 amino acids. The transcript has 4 exons. The record is from RefSeq and is a predicted model, not a curated record. NCBI's taxonomy places the organism in Eukaryota, Metazoa, Chordata, Aves, Galliformes, Phasianidae.
GCCCCGAGGAGCCGCGCUCCGUGCGCUGAGGCCGCGUGGGCCGCGAUCGGAGCGCGGCGGGGAAGCGGCCCGGGGCCGGGGCCUGGGACUCGGGCCUGCGGCCUCCCCUCGCCGUGCAGAGCGGCUCUUCUCUCGGGGUCCCGGUUCGGGACCGGCAGAGCGGCCAUCUCUUCGGCGGGACGGGAAGGUGCCGGGACCGCGCUGUGGUGGGAGCAGUGCAAGAGGUGAUCCCAAACCCGAUGGCCGAGCGCGUUCCUUUUGGCCGAACGGCGGAUCCGCGUCUGUUCUGUAUCCGUGGGACAAGAAGAUGGCUGGGUCGACCUUCCGAGGACUGUGAGGGGUGUUUGUUUCUUUAGGACAAGUUCCCUUCACUGGAAGCUUACGGCUCUAGUGAAACUUGUGCCUUUCACCUGUGAUCAUCCCUGACAUAUUACCUGCAGGAGAGCAAGAAAUGGCCGCAGUACAUCCAUCUCAGCCUCCAAACCCGUGGUGAAUUCCCUGCUUGAGGAAGGGGAAGGGUCCUGGAUCCCAGGUGUGCCUGGCCUGGAGGACGUGGCGGGAGACCUCAGCCCAGCAGGUGAUAGGAUGACAACUACAGAGGAGGUGCUGCAGAAGUGCGAUGUGACUGAAUGGCAGUGGGGCAGUGCCUCGGUGGGAAAAGCCAGAAGGGAUGUCCCAGGGGGCCUGGAGCAAGGAGAGCACUUGAAGAAGCAUCAGGGAAACCCUCCGGGAGAGACUGUGAGGAACCCCCUGGACUUCAGCACAGGUCAAAAGCAGCCUGAAGACGCAAGGAGCAAGGAAGUGUGCCAGGAGGAAAGACAGAACCCAAGUGAUGAGUGUGCGAACAGCCUUAAAAGGAAUUCUGGCCUUGUUAACUGCCAGCGUACCCACAUAGCAGACAUACGAUUUAAAUGCCUUGAGUGUGAAAAGAGGAACGUAAAAAGUUGCAACUUGCUCAUGCGCCAGCAGGACCACACGGGAGAGAGACCCUUUAAGUGUCCUGAGUGUGGGAAGAGCUUCAGAAGCAGUUCGAACCUCCUCCGCCACCAGCGCAUCCACACGGGAGAGAGACCUUUUAAGUGCUCUGAGUGUGGGAAGAGCUUCAGAAGCAGCUCCGACCUCAUUGUCCACCAUCGCAUCCACACGGGGGAGAGACCUUUUAAGUGUCCAGAGUGUGCAAAGAGCUUCAAAAGCAAUUCUCACCUCACCUCCCACCAGCGCAUCCAUACAGGAGAGAGACCCUUUAAGUGCCAAGAAUGUGAGAAGAGCUUCAAAUGCAGUUCCCACCUCAUCCACCACCAGCACGUCCACACAGGAGAGAGACCCUUUAAGUGCCCUGAGUGUGGGAAGAGCUUCAGUAGCAGUUCGAAUCUCAGUGACCACCAGCGCAUCCACACAGGGGAGAGACGCUUUAAGUGCCCGGAGUGUGGGAAGAGGUUCAGCAGCAGUUCCAACGUGAUUAUCCACCAGCGCAUCCACACAGGAGAGAGACCCUUCAAGUGCCCUGAGUGCGGGAAGAGCUUCAAAAGCAGUUCCACCCUCAUCAACCACCAGCGCAUCCACACGGAGGAGAGACCCUUUGAGUGCUCUGAGUGUGGAAAGAGCUUCAAAAGCAGUUCUGACCUCAUUGUCCACCUGCGCGUCCACACAGGAUAUAAACCAUACAAGUGCCCAGAGUGUGGGAAGAGCUUCAAAAGAAGUUCUGAAUUGAAGUGCCACCAGCGUAUCCACACGGAGGAGAGACCCUUUGAGUGCUCUGAGUGUGGGAAGAGCUUCAGCAGCAGUUCCAGCUUCAGCUACCACCAGCGCGUCCACACAGGAGAGAGACCCUACCAGUGCUGUGAGUGUGGAAAGAGCUUCAAAACCUCUUCCUACCUGAUUGUCCACCAGCGAAUCCACACAGGAGAGAGACCCUACCAGUGCUGUGAGUGUGGGAAGAGCUUUAGCAGCAGUUCUAAACUCAAUUCCCACAAGCACAUCCACAGAGGAGACAGUCCACAAUAGUGCCCCGAGUUGGUGCGGAGCUUCACUUUCAGUUCCUGCCUCCUUAGCUACCCGCACACCCUCGCAGGAGACAGAGCCUGCGAGUGCCCCAGAGAGCGUACUCCUUCUCCUGACGGGUAAUGUGGUGCAGCCGGCAGGGAGCGCUCCCUGGAAACAAGAUGUGUUCCAGCGUGUGUUAACUGGGAGCUACACUGUGAGCCCAGCAGGGAAGGGUGCGUGUGGCUGAGAGCAGGGAAAUACAAACCCCGUCCGUGUUUGGGUACCCGACCUCGGUUGCAGGACAGAUCCAACCCCUCCUGUUCAUCUCCUUACUCUGGUUAUCACUGAUGAAAAUUCCCUUUUGGAGAAUUGCUGUUUGGUGGCAUCUCACUGCUGCUACCAAGUCAAGUUACAACAGCUGUAACACAGGGUGCUGGUCACUUUUUAAGAGCCAUCUCUUAAGAGCACCAGAGAAGGCAUUUUCAAACAGUUGGGAGUCAGGAAGCAGGGCCGAAGUCCAGCUCAUCUGAGCAGCUUUUCUACUUGUGUUUAGGUGGAAAGGAAGGUGAAUGGACACUGGCAGCCAGAUCAGGCCACAUGGGGGAGCUACAGAAAUGCUGUCUGCCAUUCUGAGGGGAGCGUCGAUGCUGUCAAAGCUCAGUUGAGCUGAAGCUGGCCAGUAACGUGGGGGACAACUGAAACAUUUUUCGUGUGACCAGCAAAAGGAGGACCAUAGAUGACAUCGCUUCCUUACUGGAUGAGGUUGAUCACCUCAUAAAUCGGGACAUAGAACAAGCAGAGUCACACAGUGCAUUAUUUUUUCACGUCUGUCUUGAACACGGUAGAUGGGUGGUGGGACGCCUGGAGCUCUGGGUUCAGGCCCAUGAGUGCACUGAUGAAAAACUCCCAGUGGGCUGUGGACGUGGGUGGGAUUUGCUGCUCCAGUUGCAUGCGUGUAGAUCUAUGGCCCAUGGGGUUUAUCCAGGGAUCUUGGGAAUUGCAAGAUGUCCCAGCUGACUGGAAGCUGGCAAACAUCUGAGUUUCCAGGCAGGACAAGAAGGAAGACCUUGUCAAUUCCAGGCCUGCCAGUCUCCCUUUGGUGCCUGGCAAAAUCACAGAGGUGGUCAUUGUGAGAGUUACUGAAAAACGCUUCAAAGACAGCACAGUCGUCGUUGUCAGUACAGGUUAGGGCUGACUUUCUGGAAAGGAGCUUUGAGAAGGACCUGGAUAAUCCUGGGGUGCAUUAAAUGAGUGUGGCCAUCAGGUUGAGGAAGGUGAUCCUCCCCUUCUGCUCUGCCCUGGUGAGGCCACAUCUGGACCACUGUGUUCAGUUCUGGGCUCCUCAGCACAUGACAGGCAGGGAACUGCCGGGGAGAGACUAACAGGGGUCUGCAGAGGUGAUUGAGGCCGGGAGGAACCCCGUUGCGAGGAAGAAGAGCAACAGGGUUGGGGGAAUCAGACAUUUCCUGGAGCGGUGAGCAUGGGGUGCCCUGAUACACUGUGAGAUGAGGUCAGUGUGGUCAUAGCCAUCAGCACACCCUCCACUGCCCCAUUCACUGCUCACCUUCUGUACUGCACAGGGAGUAGAAGGGCCACAGUGCCAGGCAGACGAGCCCCAACACCAAGACCGAGACCUCCCCGCCCAUCAGCAGCUUUGUCUGAGUUUCAGCUGGGAUUGAACUGUUUUCUUCAGUGUGUCUGGUAUGACCUUAUGUUUUGGUUCCAGGGGAAAAACAAUGUUGCUAACGUUUGCAGUUGCUGCUCAGCAGUGCUGUCCAGAGCCAAGGCCAUUUGCAGCAAAGGACCCAGGCAUUUGGGACGGAAGAGAACUAGGACAGCUGACUGAAAGUGGCCAAAGGCAUAUUCCGUGGCAUGUGACAUCAAGCAGGAGGAUUUUUGAAGGGGGUUGGAGUUCAUUUUGCUCAGUCCCGCUGCUUGGAGGGCUAGCUGGGCGUUGCCCUGGGAGCGUUGAGCAAUUGCUUUCGCAUCACUUGUUAAAUACAUUUCUAUAGAGAGAUAUAUAUUUGUCCUGAUGAUUAUCCUUUUCCUUUCCUCUGUCUUAGUAAAUAUUUUUCUCUCAA